Molecule: messenger RNA, 1175 nt
Organism: Marasmius oreades (fairy-ring Marasmius)
Lineage: Eukaryota; Fungi; Basidiomycota; Agaricomycetes; Agaricales; Marasmiaceae
Exons: 5
Coding region: 506-1111 (201 amino acids)
Source: RefSeq, a predicted model, not a curated record
UUCCUAAUGACAUCUACCGUUGUUGUCCGAAGACUAAUUACAAAUCCCUCGCGAUGAAUCGGUCCUUCAGCAAACCAAUACAGUCUGGAAGAAAGGUGGAAGGACACGAGGAUGAAUAUCAAACAUUAAUCCGAUAAUCGAAAGGCUCUGCGGACGUCUUCAAUUCUGCCAUUUGAAUCACUUGCUGUGCUUUGAAUGGUGGUAUGAACAUGCGGGAUACAUCGAGGAUUUUCAAGACGCGGUGUAUUAGACUCGUCGAGUUCGUCACAGGCGUCUCUGAUCAAGAACAUUCCGCGCGGUCCGACGGUUUUAUCACCCGGUCGGUCAAAUGUGAAGAUUCCCAUUAUCAUAUGAAGCCUUUUUCCAUCUCGACGAGUGUUGCUGGGCUGCUGUAGGAAUGACAUUCCCGAUUGCUCUCAGGCGACUCGAUCCAGGAUUGGUUCUCUUGGUAUAAAAGGCAAUCACUAUCCGUUGCGUGAACACUAGUAUUGACCCUUUUCUGAAGAUGUUCAAGAUUGCUGUUCUCGCCUGUCUACUCUCAACAAUCAUCUCCUCUGUCCAAGGACAUGGAUACGUUCAGGAAAUCACUGCCGGUGGAACAAAGUACACUGGGUACCUGCCUUACACCGAUCCCUACAUGAACCCUGUUCCACAACGUAUCGUCCGAAAGGUACCAGGGAACGGUAAUUCCAUUCUUGUUUCUCCUCAUCCUUUUGAUCCGUCUACAUACCUUAUCACAGGUCCCGUGGAAGAUUUGACUUUGAUUGACGUUCAAUGUAAUGGGUGGUCUGCUGGCGGCUCCAGCUACGACACCGUACCUGCACCCUUGGUGGCCAAGGUUGCCGCUGGCUCUCAAAUCGCAUUGAACUGGACUCUUUGGCCCGAUAGCCACGAGGGCCCGAUGAUUACUUACAUGGCUCGUGCUCCGAGCGAUAUCACCAAAUGGAUGCCCGGAAAGAGCGCUGUUUGGUUUAAGAUUGCCGAGUCUGGCAAGGGCUCCGAUGGGAAGUGGGCAGCUGCGGACAAGCUCAACGCCAACAAUGGUAUCUAUACUUUCACUAUCCCGAAGAACCUGAAAGCCGGUCAAUACAUCAUUCGACACGAAAUGUAAAAUGUCCUCAAAUUCUUAAAGGUCUCCGAUAUUGAAUGUAACCGGCAGCCUACACAUAUCCUGG